Messenger RNA from Suillus bovinus, 1932 nucleotides. RefSeq names its product cytochrome P450. The coding region runs from base 1 to 1653 and encodes 550 amino acids. The record is from RefSeq and is a predicted model, not a curated record. The transcript has 12 exons. Gene Ontology annotation, molecular function: oxidoreductase activity, acting on paired donors, with incorporation or reduction of molecular oxygen; heme binding; monooxygenase activity. Lineage: Eukaryota; Fungi; Basidiomycota; Agaricomycetes; Boletales; Suillaceae.
AUGAACAUCUCUACCAUCCCUGUACCCUCUCCAUCAAGUCUCUGGACAACCAUCCGUUCGGUUGGCCCAUUCAAUGUCGCUUGUUCAUUUACUGCAUUAUGGGCUUUUGUCAAAGUCCUAAGGGCACUUCGCUGGCGAUUGAAGACGACUCAGUUGCCAGGUCCGCCUAGUACCAGCCUCAUAUACGGUGUUUCAUACGACCUCGCCUCAUCUCAUGAUAGUGCUGCAAUGUAUGAAUGUUGGGCGACAGAAUAUGGGGUGGCCUAUAUGAUUCCGAGUGUCCUCGGGCAAACUAGAGUCGUGCUGUGUGACCCAAGAGCUAUAGCACAUUUCUAUGCCCGAGAGACAUGGACAUACGUGCAGACGCCCCUUUCACUGGCGGUUCUGGAGUCAUCAGUCGGCAAAGGGCUACUAUGGUCUCAGGGCGAAACCCACAGGAGGCAGCGGAAGGCCCUCACGCCAGCAUUCAGCAAUGCAGCGAUUCGAAAGCUCACAUCGGUAUUCUAUGACUCAGCAUACAAGGCCAAAGCUGGAUGGGAUACUGCCAUAGAAUCGAGCAAAGAUGGCGACGCUAUCAUUGAGGUCCAGAACUGGAUGAAUUAUAUAUCUCUGGACACAGUUGGUAUUGCUGGGUUCUCCCACGAUUUUGGCGCGCUCGAUGGAAAGCGUGCCAGCGUAACUGAAGUGUUUGAUACUUUCGGAAGCAACCAACAGGUUUCAGCAGUGAACCGAGUUUUUAUCCUGCUCGCAUCAUCAUUUCCUAUCAUUACCAAGAUUCCCACUAAGCGGACGAAUAUGAUCAAGAAACUUAGCGUGACCAUGGAACAAAUAUCCAACGAGUUAUUGAUUCGCAGCCGCCGGGAGAAGGAUGUAAAUACGAGCGAGGGAGACCAGGGAAACUCCAUCAUCGGGUUGUUGAUCAAAUCCGAAGCUCAAGAUGCCGAGCUUCAUAUGUCGGAGGAGGAAGUAAUGGCUCAGAUGAAGGUCUUGCUUCUUGCGGGUUAUGAGACGACAUCCAUCAGUCUUACGUGGGCGCUGAUCGAGCUAUCGCGACACCCCGAUGUCCAAACCAGGCUUAGAGGGGAACUGAUUGCGUUUGGCGCUGAUCCAACAUAUGAUCAAUUAAAAGUCAACCUCCCAUAUUUGGAUGCGGUCGUUCAUGAAAUUUUACGACUCCAUCCUCCAGUGCCGGAAUUCACUCGUCUUGCAGCGGCAGAUGACGUUAUUCCUUUAAGCGAACCCGUGCGCACAGUGUCCGGGAACAUGACGGACAGUAUAUCUAUAGCGAAAGGUACAUUGAUCACAAUAUCAGUUGCGGCGAUCAAUCGCUCUUCAGCUAUCUGGGGACCUCAGGCAAAGGAAUUCAAGCCUGAACGUUGGCUGACUGAAGACGGCAUCAGUGGGAAGGCCAAGGAAGUCCAAGGCCAUAGGCAUCUGCUGACAUUCGUCGAUGGCCCGAGGACGUGUCUUGGAAAAGAUUUUGCGAUAAUGGAAUUCAAGACGGUUUUAUCGGUUCUGGUGAAGAACUUCGUGUUUGAGAUGCGGGAUGGACUGGAUACUCCAGUCGAAAUUGUGAGGGGACUUUUACCCCGUCCACGAGUUGUUGGAGAGGAUGGUACUGGAGUACCUUUGAGAGUUCGUCGGUAUGAAUGAUUGGCUGUGCUGCACCAGAUUUCCUCCAACUUAUUCGAGACUAAACCCCUUGGAUUGUAUUCAGAUCAGAAGGGGUAUCGUGAUAAUAUCGUAAUAUGGACGAUAUAUAGCUAUGUAUACGCUAUCCUUGCUAUCCUUUUUGCUGCCGAGUGGAGCGUUUCCAGAACAUUGACGCCUACGAUGUUCAAGCGAUAAACAGUGUACAAGAAAGUUGAUAAAUUUAUUAUGGCAUCAACAUUCUGGUUGAUUUGUUCGUCUGUAUGGAGCUUUGCUUCUGGC